AUGAUAGUGAGAUCUCUUAACAUAAGAGGGGGAGAUAAUUUGUCCAAGAGGAAGAGGAUCAAUUGCCUUAUUAAAUCAGGUAAUGCUGAUUUAUUUUUUAUUCAAGAAUCUAAGUUAAAAUUAGUGGAAGCUAAUCUUGUUAAGGAAUUGGGGAGAAAGAAAGAGGUGGGAUGGUCCUAUUGUAGUUCUAUUGGUUUUUCUGGUGGUAUUAUUACUUUAUGGAAUGAAUCUAUUUUCAGUCCUGUGUUCUCUUUCAAAGGGGGAGGUUUUCUGGGGUUAAAUUGA
This is a messenger RNA of Lathyrus sativus (Indian pea), 285 nucleotides long. The record is from the annotation of a GenBank genome assembly. NCBI's taxonomy places the organism in Eukaryota, Viridiplantae, Streptophyta, Magnoliopsida, Fabales, Fabaceae.